Molecule: messenger RNA, 1567 nt
Organism: Lotus japonicus
Lineage: Eukaryota; Viridiplantae; Streptophyta; Magnoliopsida; Fabales; Fabaceae
Product: LIM domain-containing protein WLIM1-like
Exons: 5
Coding region: 473-1033 (186 amino acids)
Biological process (GO): actin filament bundle assembly
Cellular component (GO): actin cytoskeleton; plasma membrane
Molecular function (GO): actin filament binding
Source: RefSeq, a predicted model, not a curated record
AGAAAAUAAAGAGGUAGAAAAGUGAAAAUAAAGAAAGAAAAGACCUAAAAAUGUAAAAGUAAUAAUAGAUAAAUGUUCAGGAUUCUACAAAUUAUGGAUAGGACUUUUUUAGCAUCACCCUAUUGAAGGUAUUAUUACUCAAAUAUCUAUAGAUUAGUUUAAAUUCGGACAGAAUGUUAGUUGGAUAGCCAACUCAUCAGUGUAUCUAUGUUCUCUCUAUAUAUAUAAAUCCUGUUCAUGUCAUUCAAAAUUUAUAAUAGACAACUCAACACUGCAUCAUCAUAUUUAUAGAUCUCUUACUUGUCAUCCGCAAUUCACUGCUGUCCACAAUUCUCUCUCAGUUUUUUUCAACUCCCCUUUGAUUUCUUUCAUCUCAUUCUCACAUGUUUUAUAGGGGAGGGAGAAAAAAGAGAGAAACAGAAGCAUAAGAGAAACUUUGGAAAAAUUACAUUAUUGUGAAGCAUAGGAAGUCAUGGCUAGUUUUGCAGGAACCACACAAAAGUGCAUGGCUUGUAACAAAACAGUCUACCUGGUUGACAAGCUAACCGCAGAUGGCAGAAUCUAUCAUAAAGCAUGCUUCCGAUGCCACCAUUGCCAGAACACCCUUAAGCUCGGCAACUUUUGUUCUUUUGAGGGUGUACUCUACUGCAGACCUCACUAUGAUCAACUCUACAAGCGAACUGGGCGCCUUGACAAAAGCUUUGAAGGAACGCCUAAAAUUCAGAAACCAGAAAGACAGAUCACUGAUAAUGAGAAUGCCAAAGUGCUAGCAAACGUGUUCUUGGGCACCAGAGACAAAUGUGUUGGUUGCAAUAAGACAGUUUAUCCAACUGAGAGGGUUACUGUAAAUAAGACUCCCUACCACAAAAGCUGCUUCAAAUGUACCCGCGGCGGUUGUACUAUAAGCUCAUCAAAUUUUGUUACCCAUGAUGGAAAGCUCUACUGCAAACACCAUCACAUUCAACUUUUCAAAGAGAAAGGAAAUUACAGUCAGCUUGAGAAUGAAGGUGCUGUCACAGAAAUUGCUGCUUAAUGUGAAGAGAUGGUUGCAGUUUUAUACGAUGGGUGCUCCAAAUUCAUUAUGUUGCAAUGGAGUUUUUGCUUGUGAACUAAAUGUUAAUGAGACAGGCACAAAAUGUUUUCAACAGUUAACCCAACUCUAGUGUAUUUGGAGUUUUCAAGCCGAGUAAUCAGUUUUUCUUUUUCUUAACUUUUCACCAAAGUAGUGUUGUCUUAUGUUUUUAAUAUAAACAUGUUUUAAAAGAAUAGAAAAGAAGGUGAUAGCUAGUUUAAAUUUGAUAGUUUUAUGGCUUACUUAUGUUUGAGACGUCUUGUUUUCCAUCAUUAUUAAAAAAAGUUUUGAAAAUUAAAAUAAGUAAAUCCAAUACCCUGAAUGACUUAAGUCAGGUUGAUUUGCAUUCAACCAAAAUCAACUUCAUUACUAAUUUACCUCGUCCAUAUUUUGUAAUUCAUCUGAAAAACAAUAUACAGAAGAAAAAAAACAACUAAUGAGUAAGCACAUAAUCUCUCGACAAGAGAGUUUCCAGCUCAAAAUGAAGAACCUCUA